Peronospora farinosa is the source of this 1038-nucleotide messenger RNA. Lineage: Eukaryota; Oomycota; Peronosporomycetes; Peronosporales; Peronosporaceae. The record is from the annotation of a GenBank genome assembly.
AUGGACAAGUACCGACGUGUAGAAAAGCCUCACCGCAACGAACAGACAAUGGAAGUAGAGCAUAAUGAAAUUCGCAUCACGCAGCAGGGUAAAGUGCGUAGCUAUAUCUCUUAUGGCCACGGCCUUUUCGUUGAAAAAAAUGAACGUUGCGUGGUAUUAAAAGCCAUGGGCAAUGCAAUCAGUAAAGCAGUGACAGUGGCAGAGAUAUUAAAGCAUCGAGUGGCCAAGCUGCAUAUGGUGACACGUAUCUCGUCUAUUGAAACGGUGGACGUGUACGAUCCACUGGAGGAAGGAUUGGACCGCAUUGAGACGAAGCGCAAAAUCCCGAGCAUUUCGAUUCAAUUGUCACUGGAUGAGCUGGAUAAAGACGAUCCAGGAUAUCAAAGUCCUAUUCCAGCGGAACAAGUAACAGAAGGUUCGCCAUCGUAUCAUGACUCUCGUGAGUUUAGGAAGGCACGUGGACAUAACAGACGAUCGGGUGGUAAUGGUGGACGUGGUGGAGAAGCUAUAAGUGCAGCUGAAGCUGAGGAGACGGUUGAGGCUGAGGAGGAAGAUGAGCCGCAGACACCCAAUGAGGAGGAUGGAGCCAUGGGUAAUACACCGACGACUCGUGGAAAACGAGGCAAGGGACGAGGUCGUAGACAAAGUGGCAACAAUGGGGGACGGAGCAAAAAGACAGGUGGAAGACAUCCGGCUGAGGAAGGAGAUUACAAUGCAGUAGCUAGUAGUGCAGCAGAGCAGCAAGUAGAAAGCGAGAUCUCUCCUUCCGUUUCGACAAGCCGAAAGUCUGGACGUGGAAGAAAAGGCGAGAGAACGCCAACUAACGGUGAUGAUAUCAAGCAGGGUGGAGAAAGCGAAGGUGACAAUGAAGCCCGUGAGAGUGGACAGGGGAAUGGCCGAGGUGCUCGAGGUCGCCAUUUUGGACGUGGGCGUGGUCGCGGUCGAGGACGCGGCCGUGGAGGACGUGGCGAAAACAUUCGACGUGAUGGAGAUGGUGGAUCUCUAGCAAUUUCUUCUUCGGAUGCUGCUGGGGAGUAA